AUGAAGUACGUCUUGGUGACUGGAGGAGUGGUGAGUGGGCUUGGCAAAGGCGUUACCGCCAGUAGCAUCGGCGUCGUGCUAAAGGCUUGUAGCCUUCGAGUUACCUCCAUUAAAAUUGGUAACGAUCUCUUCUCUCUGGAGUUUGGAAUUUCUCAUUUCAUAUAUCAGCAAAAAAGGAAAUCCUUUUGA
Messenger RNA from Thlaspi arvense, 189 nucleotides. NCBI's taxonomy places the organism in Eukaryota, Viridiplantae, Streptophyta, Magnoliopsida, Brassicales, Brassicaceae. The record is from the annotation of a GenBank genome assembly.